Messenger RNA from Oncorhynchus masou masou (cherry salmon), 4551 nucleotides. RefSeq names its product ectodysplasin A receptor (gene edar). Gene Ontology annotation, cellular component: plasma membrane. The transcript has 11 exons. Gene Ontology annotation, molecular function: signaling receptor activity. Gene Ontology annotation, biological process: positive regulation of JNK cascade; positive regulation of canonical NF-kappaB signal transduction. The record is from RefSeq and is a predicted model, not a curated record. NCBI's taxonomy places the organism in Eukaryota, Metazoa, Chordata, Actinopteri, Salmoniformes, Salmonidae. The coding region runs from base 243 to 1790 and encodes 515 amino acids.
CUACUCACUAGAGCCCAGCCCCUCUCCGACCCCUCGACGCUACAGACACCAUAACCAUCCCACACUAAACACAAAUGGACUGACAGACAGAUGGUCAGCCGUUCUGCUGUCAUGCUAAAGACUAAGGAACAGAGAAAGGCAGACCGAAACCGUUUUUCCCACCUGCUAAUGAGUUAGACACAGUAAAUGGACCCGCUCACCUACAAUAACGCUCAAUAGAUAAAUCAUUAGACGAAGGUAAUAUGGAGAGAGAGACGUUCUGCCUCAGUGGAGGUAAAGAAGAGAGGGAUCAGAGAGAGGCGACGAUGAAAGACAGAUCACGGGAAAGUGUGAAGAUGUUACAGAAAGGUAGUCAGAAAGAGUCUCUCUUCCUCUGUUUGUUAUUGGUGUCCUGUCCUCCCUUUCUCAGGUCAGAGUACAGUAGUUGUGGAGAGUUUGAGUUCUACAACCAGACCCUCAGUAGCUGCCAGCCCUGCCCACCAUGCCAACCUGGACAGGAGCCCCGCAUGAACUGUGGCUAUGGGACUAAGGAUGAGGACUAUGUGUGUGUGUCGUGCCCGCCGGGGAAGUACUCGAAGGGAAAGUAUGAGAUCUGCAGGAGACAUAAGGACUGUGAAGGUCUGUACCGUGCUACAGUACUCAAACCUGGGACACCAGACAAUGAUGCAGACUGUGGACCCUGCUUACCUGGGUAUUACAUCCAGGAGAACCGUCCCAGGAACCUGUAUGGGAUGGUCUGUCACUCGUGUCAAAAUGCACCGCGCAACACUAAAGAGUGCAUGCUUACCAAAGUUGUGCUGUCAGGCAAAGCCCCCAGUGUCUCAACCAGCAGUACCACCAUGUUCCCUCACCCUCACAAAGACCCCACAGGACAGGGUCACCUAGCAACUGCUCUCAUCAUCGCCAUGUCAACCAUCUUCAUCAUGGCCAUCGCCAUUGUCCUCAUCAUCAUGUUCUACAUCCUCAAAGCCAAGCCCAGCGGACAGGCAUGCUGCUCUGGUCAGGUGGUGAAGGCUGUGGAGGCUCAGACCAACAAACAGGAGGAUAAGAAAGAUGUUCCAGACAAUGUUGUAAUUUUCUCCGAAAAGGAUGAAUUUGACAAACUCAAACCUACGCCUCCGAAGACAGUGAAAAGUGAGAAUGAUGCAUCGUCAGAGAACGAGCAGCUGUUGAGUCGUAGUAUGGAUAGUGAUGAGGAGGCAGCAUUGGAGAGGCAGGGGGCAGCUGAUCCUAACCCCAGCCUCUGUCUCCUGAACCUGGGAACCAAGCCGGACCUCUGCCUGCUUUCCCUGGGGCUCCUCAACAAGGAUAAGACUGGAUCCAACCCCACCAGCCCUAUCAACACUAACAACAUUAGCAAUAGCAAUGCAAACAUCAUCAAUAACAACAAGGCUACAGGGAUUCAGAGCCGGAGGAAAAAGAUCCUGGAUCUGUAUGCAAGAGCCUGCAAUGUGGCCGAGGGUCUAAGUCCUACAGAACUACCAUUUGACUGUCUAGAGAAGGCCAGUCGGAUGCUGAGCUCCUCCUACAGUAGCGAGGCAGCCGUGGUGAAGACCUGGAGACACCUGGCAGAGAGCUUUGGCCUGAAGAGGGAUGAGAUCGGAGGGAUGAGUGACGGCCUGCAGCUGUUUGAGAGGAUCAGUACAGCCGGAUACAGCAUCCCAGACCUGCUCACCAGACUGGUGCAGAUAGAGAGACUGGAUGCUGUGGAGUCACUAUGUUCUGAUGUACUGGGAGGAGGAGAUACAAACACUGUCCCUCUGUCCUCACCACGGUGUGCAAGCGUCUGACUCCAUAUACACACUAAUGUUCACACACACUCAUAUACACACAUGCAAUAGACGCAUGUGCAUAUACCCGCACAUACAUUCAGAAACAAACAGUUUUAGCCCUCAACAUGAAGAAUGUCAGCAGGCCUCUCCAGAUCCCAAAUCUCUCUCCUCCUCGUCUCUCUGUCUUCCUCUGGCAAAGGACUGGCAAUUAACCUUGCUCGACAAAAGCUUUUUAUAACCUUCUUUAACAUUUUUGCUAUUGUUUACAUAGAUCACAUGUAGUACAUUUCAUAAUAUCAGAUUUUAAAAAUGGCAUAAUGGACCUCUGCCAGGACCCCUGUGGCCCCAGACCCUCUAUUACCCCACCUGCCCCCAGCGGUCAGCUGCUGCCACUGGCUCUAAUUGGUUAUCGUGUGGCGGUCUGGUAUAAUAGUGUUGUGGUUCACAGUCGAGACUUUCAGCACCUAAUUAACCACUAAAACCAAUGAACCAGUAAAGACCAGAUGCCAGAGACUAUUAAAGAGACUGCUAACAGACUAGGCCUACUGCAGCCUGAGGAAUGCAGGGAGACAAAACUCCAGGAGACCCAGCACUGAGCAACGCUAUUGUCAGCCGGGCUCUGACACUAUGCUGGGUGAUUCCACAGGAUGGCAGCCAUUUUGUGCCAAAAAGCUCAGCACAUACAGUGGGGAGAACAAGUAUUUGAUACACUGCCGAUUUUGCAGGUUUUCCUACUUACAAAGAAUGUAGAGGUCUUUGUAUGAUUUUUAAGGAAUUCAUUUGCAUUUUAUUGCAUGACAUAAGUAUUUGAUACAUCAGAAAAGCAGAACUUAAUAUUUGGUACAGAAACCUUUGUUUGCAAUUAUAGAGAUCAUACGUUUCCUGUAGUUCUUGACCAGGUUUGCACACACUGCAGCUGGGAUUUUGGCCCACUCCUCCAUACAGACCUUCUCCAGAUCCUUCAGGUUUCGGGGCUGUCGCUGGGCAAUACGGACUUUCAGCUCCCUCCAAAUAUUUUCUAUUGGGUUCAGGUCUGGAGACUGGCUAGGCCACUCCAGGACCUUGAAAUGCUUCUUACAGAGCCACUCCUUAGUUGCCCUGGCUGUGUGUUUUGGGUCGUUGUCAUGCUGGAAGACCCAGCCACGACCCAUCUUCAAUGCUCUUACUAAGGGAAGGAGGUUGUUGGCCAAGAUCUUGCGAUACAUGGCCCCCAUCCAUCCCCCCCUCAAUACGGUGCAGUCGUCCUGUCCCCUUUGCAGAAAAGCAUCCCCAAAGAAUGAUGUUUCCACCUCCAUGCUUCAAGGUUGGGAUGGUGUUCUUGGGGUUGUACUCAUCCUUCUUCUUCCUCCAAACACGGCGAGUGGAGUUUAGACCAAAAAGCUCUAUUUUUGUCUCAUCAGACCACAUGACCUUCUCCCAUUCCUCCUCUGGAUCAUCCAGAUGGUCAUUGGCAAACUUCAAACGGGCUUGGACAUGCGCUGGCUUGAGCAGGGAGACCUUGCACGCGCUGCAGGACUUUAAUCCAUGACUGCGUAGUGUGUUACUAAUGGUUUUCUUUGAGACGGUGGUCCCAGCUCUCUUCAGGUCAUUGACCAGGUCCUGCCGUGUAGUUCUGGGCUGAUCCCUCACCUUCCUCAUGAUCAUUGAUGCCCCACGAGGUGAGAUCUUGUAUGGAGUCCCAGACCGAGGGUGAUUGACCGUCAUCUUGAACUUCUUCCAUUUUCUAAUAAUUGCGCCAACAGUUGUUGCCUUCUGACCAAGCUGCUUGCCUAUUGUCCUGAAGCCCAUCCCAGGUCUACAAUUUUGUCCUUGUGUAGGUCUACAAUUUUAUGCCUGAUGUCUUUACACAGCUCCCUGUUCUUGGCCAUUGUGGAGAGGUUGGAGUCUGUUUGAUUGAGUGUGUGGACAGGUGUCUUUUAUACAGGUAACGAGUUCAAACAGGUGCAGUUAAUACAGGUAAUGAGUGGAGAACAAGAGGGCUUCUUAAAGAAAAACGAACAGGUCUGUGAGAGAUGGAAUUCCUACUGGUUGGUAGGUGAUCAAAUACUUGUCAUGCAAUAAAAUGCAAAUUAAUUACUUAAAAAUCAUACAAUGUGAUUUUCUGGAUUUUUGUUUUAGAUUCUGUCUCUCACAGUUGAAGUGUACCUAUGAUAAAAAAUUACAGAACUCUACAUGCUUUGUAAGUAGGAAAACCUGCAAAAUCAGCAGUGUAUCAGAUACUUGUUCUGCCCACUAUAUCAGCUAAUGGUGAUAAGCUCCCAGCUACAGACAUUUCAGGAACAAGAGAAACCUCCUGUGUGUUUGGUUUAUAGUGUUUUAACAGUGCCUUUCUAUACCUCCAAGAAUGCUUUUUCGGUUGAGUGACGGGAAGCACACUCACAUUGCUCAGUGUGUCUUCACUGCUCUGGUGUUUUAAGUUAGCCACGUUUAAAGGGGCUGGACUCCGGUAGUGUAUAUGAAUAAUAAAUGUGCAUGUUCAAUGUUCAUCAUUUAGCACGUAUCCAUAACAGCUUCUUUAAGUUUCUCCUUGUUUUUAUCAAUUCAAACACAGCGUCAACAGAAAGCUAGUGGUUUAGGUAGGUAGUUUAGUGACAGAAGAUGACUGACUGUACUGUAUGUGCAGAACCUGGACCUCUUACCUCAGGAUCACAAACGCUCCACAGACUAAACUUUAGAAACAAUGGAAACAAAAACUAUUUUAUGGAAACAAAUGGAAAUGUAUAUAUAACUUAUUAUUGUACAUACUGUAUGCAUCAAUAAAGAAGUAUCAAUUUAAAAA